Grosmannia clavigera kw1407 is the source of this 1725-nucleotide messenger RNA. RefSeq lists its product as uncharacterized. The transcript has a single exon. Lineage: Eukaryota; Fungi; Ascomycota; Sordariomycetes; Ophiostomatales; Ophiostomataceae. Bases 1 to 1725 code for a protein of 574 amino acids. The record is from RefSeq and is a predicted model, not a curated record.
AUGUCUGCAUUGCCAGUUUCGCCUCUAUCGGCACCGAUCUCCCCGGUUGCCCCGAUCGUCACGCCAGCCUCUAUCAGCGUGAUAACGGCCUCCGGAAGCAGCGCCUCCGGCAGCGGCAAAUCGGCCGCCACCACGUCAUCGACGACACUCACGGCUGGAGCAUCUACCGUGCCGGCAUCGUUCACGGCGGCGCUGCCAGGCUCGUCCGCAUCGUCCGUGUCGUUCCAGCGCAGGAUUGCCACUGUCGCAGGUUCAUCUGCCAGUGGCUCUCGCAUCCAACCCAACCUCCCCUCCACCAGCGCGCAGCAUGAUAUUGCCGAAGCACGCCAGGCCAUCGAUGCCAGCAUUGCCAACCUGCUCGACACCCAGUUACAGGACCGUGCCACUCUCAUGCACGAAAAUAUGCGCUCUAUCGCGGGCCAACAGCGAGAUCUGAGCCGUGCCGUGGCAGGCCUACGCAAGGCCAACGACGGCUUGACGCGGCUCGUGCACGAAUUCACCGGGUCGUACAAAGAAAUGGGCCACGUGCAGAACUGGGCCGAGAUACAAUAUCAGAAUAUCUCAGCGCUGGAGGAGACAAUGCGCCUGGUGCGGGAGCGACGGGCACGGGAGGAGCAGAGGGAGGAGCGGCGCAGACUUCGAGAGGAACGACGGAGGCAGAGAUUAGGCAACGAUGGCGAAUGUGCAGCAGGUGAAGGGCGUGCCAGAGAACACGAUGGUGACCAGUAUGACGACGACGACGAAGACGACGAUGAUGAUGGUAGCUGGAGCUCGAGCGGAAGCUAUAGCGGAAGUUACACCGGCAGUUACACCGGCAGCAGCCGCAGUCACAGUCGGUCGAAAAGCGAUACUGGUGAUGGGGAAGCAAUUCUUGCAUCAGUGCCCGUUGCAUUGGCUGGCACAACGUGCAACAAUGCGGCAAUUGAGGUUGACAGAGUCGAGGUCGUUAAAGCCGAAAACGAGGCGGACGGUCACCUUGGAGCUAAAGGAAAAGCGACAGAGGCCACUGUCAUUAUUGGGCAGACAAAGGGGACUGGACAGGAGGCCGCUCACUCUCUCAUGACUGUCAAGUCGUCCCCUUCCGCCAAUACUGUAGAGAGAGAAGUCAACAACGCAGGCAGCCUAGCAGAAUCAAGUCCCAACCUAGACCAGGGGAAGGAGAAAGAUACAGAGAUCGCAAAGAAGGAAGAGCUGCCUCGACAAGCUAUACUGGCCCCUGUCACGGAUGUGGAGAAGGAAAAAGACACAGUCAACAGCAACAAGAACGAAUAUAAAAACGAAGGUGUUGAAAAUAAGACAGGAGGGACAGAAAUUUUGGAUUUUCAAGUAGAGAAGGAUGGGACCACUUCGGCGGAAGAGCAGGAUAUGUCAUCCGAAAUGCUUAAUGAGAACCACAGUCGAGAAAAGUCAUGCGAUGCGGGCGUGUCCCGCACCAUUAUCGAGGUAAAAGCACACCAGGCAGAUAACAACGACAACGCCGAAAUUGAGAAAAACGAAAAGGUGGAAGACGAGGGGAGCAUGAAAACUGACAAUUUGCACAACGACGAGACUCGGCAUGCAGGGGGCAAUCAUGAUACUGCAGAUAACGUUAUCCCAGCCGACAGUCAGUUGGAAGACGUCCAGGGGGAACUGCUGUUGAGUCUGCCAGAUGCUCCAACGGCAGAAAUUAUUCAAAAUCCGACACGCCACAAGGAGGGAGAGGCGAAAGUACCGCUGUUAGACUGA